Messenger RNA from Acanthaster planci (crown-of-thorns starfish), 5509 nucleotides. RefSeq lists its product as uncharacterized. NCBI's taxonomy places the organism in Eukaryota, Metazoa, Echinodermata, Asteroidea, Valvatida, Acanthasteridae. Gene Ontology annotation, molecular function: protein binding. The record is from RefSeq and is a predicted model, not a curated record.
UUGACAGCAAUGAACACUGGAGACAACUAAAUUUUAGAUUGAGCACCGUUUAAGAGGUCCUUGAUCAUGUUCAUAUCCAUAAUCCAGGUUAACUUUUAGGCCUAAGUCAAAUUUAGGCUAAUGUCAGAAAGAUUUUCCUAACGGUAAUGUGCAUGACCGUAUUAUUGGCAGGUCCCUUACCCUUUACUUUGAAAACCAAUCAGACUUAACAGUACAGUAGGUAGCAAAAUUAAGGACCUGGCCACUGUACGGUCACAUACAUUUAUACUACACGCCGGACAUCACUUGACACCAUGUGCACAGACCCAGUGAGGCUGGUCUGAAAAGCAAUGCUAUGAUGCAUCAUGGGUAAUGUGGAGACACACAACUUGCCUCCAGUCAGGCCAGAUGAGAGGAGACAGUUGAAGCUGACGAGAAAGAUCACGCCACGGCAAUAUCAAAAGCAUGUUGAUGGCAGCAAUGAUAUUCCGGGUGCUCUGACUGCGUUACCAUGGGAACUGGUAGAUUCCAUCUCACUGUAUGAACACCUGGAUGUUUCUUUCAACCUCCUGCACUGCUUGCCGUCAGAACUUCCCAUGCGGCUCCCUCACCUGGCCUUCCUGGACCUCAGUCACAAUCGCCUCACCAACCUCCCCGAGAGCUUUGCCCUCCUGUUUCACCUCAGCACUCUCCUCCUGCACCACAACGUGUUGCAGGUGCUACCCGAGUCCUUUGUCAACCUCGUCAAGCUGGAGAGACUGGACCUGUCCCACAAUGCCCUGGAGCGGCUCCCAGGGGGCAUGGGCCGAAUGGAGUCCCUGAGGAAGCUGAAAGUCAGCGACAACUUUCUGACCACGCUGCCAACCUCCCUUGGACAGUCAGACUGCCUUGAGGUCAUCUUGGCCGUCAACAACAGAUGUGUAGUUCCGCCGCAGUCUGUUUGCAAUGAAGGAUCAGAUGCCGUGCUGAGAUAUCUGAGAAAGCAAUGCAAGAAUGGUGUAGCAACCACCAAAGGAGCAGACCAAGGCAACAUCUUCAUAAGAACUAGAGGCGAUGUGUUACAAUCAGCGGUGUCCAAUCCACACUCGGCACGAGCUCAAUACCUACAGCAGCAAACGGAAACCACAAACACGACGAGCAGAAUUCGAACACCGCUCAGACCGCCGCUGAACGCUACAACACUGGAAGCAGAUGAGCUCCGAGACAAGAUAGUGGGUUUGCUGUACGGAGCAGCUAUUGGUGAUGCCUUGGGCCUGAGCACAGCCCAGAUGAGUCCAGAUGAAUGCCGCUUCCAUUAUGACAAGGGUGCUCUUCAGUAUCAGGACAUCAUUAUCGACAAGUACAGACUGCAGUGGGACAAGGGUGACUGGACCACCCCGUUUGACCAAAUGGUCUUGGUGUUGGACUCUUUGCUGCACUGGGCGGGGGUCGUUGACGAGCUAGACUUUGCCAAGAGACUGUACCACUGGGCACAAUAUGGCUUCCCAGAGCUUGGCGACAAACAGGGAGCUACUGGCUUCAGCAACACCAUCGCCAAGGUUCUUACAAAUCCAAAGUACACCAAUGACCCUCAUGGGGCAUCACAAGGAUUGUGGGAUAGGUCACAUGACCAGCUGGACAGUGAAUCUUGCGAUCAUCUGGCGGACAAUGCAGCCAUUGUGCGGGCGGCCAUCUUGGGUAUCCCACAAUUCCACAACCUGAAGGAAGUUGUCAACAAUACAACCAGAAUUUGCAAGGCCACCCACUUUGACCCAAGGUGCCAAGCCAGCUGUGUCGUUGUGUCCGUGCUGAUAGCUUUACUGCUCCAAAAUGACCACAGCUGUUGCACCUCACCCGAUCAGUCUUUUCUGCCUUUCAUCGUUUCUGUAGCAACGGAUAUGGGCAGGAAGCAGCUAACAGAAGCAUCACAUCUGCAAGACUUUGACGACUUCAGCAAUCUGGAAGACUUGGCAGACUGGUCCAGGCUACAUCCAAACCGAUACAGUCAUACAUUCAAGCCCAUGGCAGCAGCUUUGAUUGUAUUGAAAUCAGGCAUGGACUUUAGGAAAGCCAUCUCGGGUUUAGUGAUGUUUGGCCGUGACAGCCCUAGUAAUGCCAGCGUCGCCGGUGCUGCAUUGGGCUGCCACUGGGGCUAUCGCAAGCUGCCCCAGGAGUGGGUGUCCACCCUACGGCCCAAACAAACCCAGUGGCUGGACAUCAAGAUUAACGCCCUCCUGGACAUGAUGGCGAUACCCUGACAUCUGGAACAUCUUCAGUGAGAUAUCCAACAACAUUCCCAGAAUGAAUGGUGCAGAGUGAAAUCUGGAACAUUGUCAUUCUGAACCCAGCUGAAGAAAGUCGAGUCAUGAUUCCUGAGCCCCCUGGUAGCUUAAACCAGGUUGUUUCUAGAAUUUAAAAGAUGGCGUUGAACCAACACCAAUGCCAAAAUAGUAGUUACUGCUGGUGUCUUCUUCAUUUGGUAAUGGAAUUUUGAUUUUUAAAUUCUUCUGUUAUGGAGAAGCAGGUGGAUUUUUGUAUGGGUAAUUUCCUUUUAUUUGGAAAUCUUGACAAUCAAAGUGCUGUUCACUCCUCUGCUUCCUUAGGACUAUCAAAGCUUUUUUAUCUUUUGAGACCAAUUCAAAGUUCAAAGAAACAACUUGUUAAUGUUACCAGUACAUCAUAUUCCAUAAGCCAAAAAUUACUUUCGUCAGCCUAGUUUGGGGAUGUUCUUGUCCCAUAUGUAGCACCUAUAUCAUUGUUAAUGGGAUGGCGUCACAGAAAUUUUCUCAGUUUCUUGAGGGAUGUACAAGACCCAAGUGUGACCUGUUGUGCCCUACUAUAAGCAGCUGUCCAUAGUCAUUAACACCUCUGUUAAAGUUACCUAGUUUGUCCUUACAAUCAUUUUUUGGCAACCUUAAGCAAGGUAUUCAGAAAAAUCUACAAUUGUGUUCAGCAUCCCUGAUUUGUUGAAACUUUGUUAAAGUUUUUUGUACCAUCAGAGCAAAGGUGUGGUUGGUAGUUGGCAGGCAUUAACUAGUUAUGCCCUUGGUGACACAAAUUGUGACUCCUCACACAAGUUUGGAGUGGGGCCCUGUGAUGUGCUUCCAUUUUUAGAUGUAACAAGUUUCCAUGACAAAAUGGUGGCACAUUCUCAGUGUUUAUCUUUGGAAGUUAUGCUUGUCACCUCUAUCAUAAAAAUUGCCAACAUUAUAUGCAAGUUUAUUUAAAAAUAUGCAUUUUGGGGCCGAAAUUGCCAAUUUAUUUUGUUGAUGAUUGUGUUUGUUACGCAGUGUGAUUUAAGUGCAAUAUUCUUUCAACAAAAAGUGUCGCUUGAAAGUCUGUGAAGGGUAAAAAAUCUAAUAUAUAAAACCUAAACCUGGACAUUAGAUAUGAUUGUGUAGCAUAAACAAUGAAAUAAUUAUGAUCUAUUAUACAUAUUUAAGGGGUAAGAUAAGGAGUAAUAGGUCUAAGCAAGCAUUUUCCUUCAUUUAACUCACAGUCAAAGAUAUUAUUUUGAAAGCUAGAAUCUGCUCUCUAUAAGGGAUCAUUGGUUUUUUGUUAAGCGAGAUUGGUCUCAAGUUUCUAAGAAUUACAGUGGCCAGUAACCUUAUAUUUAUAUUUCAAAUCACACUUACUCUUUUGCAUACAUGCACUUGUAGAAACUUUGUGAGAUGAUUUGCAAAGAGAAGAUGCCGUCAUUGGGUUGGGCAAAGUGUGCUGGGUCCUUGCACAUGAAUUUGUUUCACACAUUGUCAAAUUGACUGAUGAAACCUUGAUUUUCGGGUGAAUAUUUUGGGAAGCCACAUCUCUUGCCCCUCAAAUUUAACGAAAUUUGUUUACAACUUUAGUGUCGCUUAUAUACAAUGCAAAAAAUCACAUAUGCAAAUCUGAAGAGUUAGAGAGCCCCAUGUUUCGAUUCUAGCAGAAGAACAUUUUUUUCAUAGACAAAGGCUUGGUAUACUUCCAUAAUUAUAUUUAUGGUACCUGAACUUCUUGGUACAUGCUGAAUUGCUAGCACCUUCAUUGGUCAGAAGUUGCUAGCUGAUGACAAAGAUUUUUCAAAUUCGGUGUGGCUUGCUUGAGCUGGAGUCUUUCAGAUACAGUGGCAAGAGGUAGAAUCACUUUGUGUCGUUUUUACUACAAACGUGCGAUUGCCAGAAAGUACUGGAGUCUUACUCAUGCUUGGAUCAUAAAUGGCUUUUUUUUUCGAUCGUCUUCCUCAUUGCUUUCUUUUGUCAGUUCUUCUUGAAUUUUAUGCUAUUCUUCAAGGAAUGUGCUUUUCAAACCAGCCACGCUCUAUCGCACAAGUCCGAAGGAAGGUGUUUUAUCUGGUGGUAUUUUUGCUUUGUUUAGAUUUGGUUAUCGGUUCUUUGAAGUGUCACGAAGUUUGAAUUGUUUUAAAACGAGGGUGAUUUCUUUGCAAGAGGUGGCUUUGGGUGUGACAAUGUCUUACCGUUCUUUGUCAUUUGGUACCAUCUCUAAACGGUAAAUUAUGCGUAUUUCUACAUUUCCUUGUUAGAAUCGAUAAAUCGGUUACUUAAAAGGAUCAGACAUAUCGUUGGUAGACCUUGUUGCUUGUGUAUGUAAAUCCGCAGAAGGAGCAAUAUCAAACACUGUUACCGGCUAAAACCAGAAAAACGCAUUUCCAGUUUUAAUGCCUGGAUGAAUGUCUCCAAUGAUCUUGCUUUGAAUUUAUGAAGUUGUGAAAAGGGUAGAUCGGAAAUGUGAACGACAGUCAAUUUGACAAGUUUGCAACUAUGACAUUUUCUUUGACUGCACACCACAAGACCAUCGGUCAUUGUAUCAUUUAGAAUAUUUUUCAGUGUCUGAUUUGUCUAAGAGGGAGGUAAAUUGUAUCCAUGAAUUGGGGUUUUAAUAUGGAAAUAGCAGCGCAAUUUUAUUUCUGAGCGUUUUACAGACCGUACGGAAUCCCGUUUGUGCCAUCCCAGUCUACGAGCAGCUGUUUUUAAGGGCAGCUGAUUUAUGGGGGGGGACGUCGCGGACGUCUCUUUAGUUUAUGUCCAACAAUAUUACAGCCCUGAUUGCGGAAAAGCCGAGAAACAACAUUUCUAUCCCUGUCUGAAAAAUGUUACUGGACUCGAGAUCUAACUUUUGAGUAACUUUCGUUGUUAACACUAUUGCUAUUUUUAGAGCAGUUUUUUGUGGCUAUUUCUGUUAUCCACUCCAGAUAUUUCUAUUUUUCAGACCGGCUGUGUGUAAAAUGUAAACUGCUGCUCGGGGUUGCUCGUCGAACUAAAAAAUAAUGCUCUUCGGAAAAUACAAAUACCUACUUUUUAAACUGAAAUAGCGAUGGGACUAACGGAAUUUUAUAUGUUUUGUUUUCUGUUGUUUUUCUGGGGUUUUUUUUUCAUAACAAAGGGAAUCUAUUGGAACAUUUCGUCCGUUGCACGGUAAAAGGGCCUGAACGGAAUCUGCUACCCUGUUCAAUUAAUUUUGCCACACCACAUUUUGCUGUGUUUUUCUGAAGAGGUUAUCAGGUGAUAAUUUACAAGUUUCGAAGGAAUAAAAGUGCGAAUUUUUCGACUAUUAA